Scophthalmus maximus (turbot) is the source of this 725-nucleotide messenger RNA. It is a transcript of the gene polr1d, whose product is annotated as RNA polymerase I and III subunit D. Lineage: Eukaryota; Metazoa; Chordata; Actinopteri; Pleuronectiformes; Scophthalmidae. Gene Ontology annotation, molecular function: protein dimerization activity; DNA binding; DNA-directed RNA polymerase activity. Bases 82 to 426 code for a protein of 114 amino acids. The record is from RefSeq and is a predicted model, not a curated record. Gene Ontology annotation, biological process: DNA-templated transcription. Gene Ontology annotation, cellular component: RNA polymerase I complex; RNA polymerase III complex. The transcript is spliced from 5 exons.
UGUUCCUGUUGCCUGUCAGACAGUGGUGAGGGCUGAAACACCACCGUCUUCGCAUUGCCGGACUGAGUCGGGAUGUGAAGCAUGGCUGGAGAAGGCGAAAAGAAACCUGUCCUGGAGAUGGUCCAGGCUGAUGGGGCUGAUGAGGGCUGUGUGACGUUUGUUCUGCAUGAUGAAGACCAUACACUGGGGAACUCCCUCAGAUAUCUCAUCAUGAAAAACGGGGAUGUGGACUUUUGUGGCUACACCAUCACCCACCCUUCUGAGAGCAAGAUCAACUUUCGCAUUCAGACACGAGGGGGCGUUGCGGCCACGGAGCCUCUGCGGAGGGGCCUGAACGAGCUCAGCGAUGUCUGUCAACACGUUCUCAACACCUUUCAGGCGAGGGUUAAUGAGUUCAAAGAAAGGCAGGAGCAACCCAUGGAAUGAAGGGCGUCACGUGUGAGGGACUGUGGAGCUGUCAGAAAUACUCAAAACUUCAAACAGGCUGUAAAAAUGAGUUGCCUUGAUGUUUCCUCUUGUAUAUACCUACGCUCGAGAAAGAUUUGGCACAUUCUCCAACCCCUCGAAUCAAUUUGAUCAAGGUCACAUUCAAACAGUUGUACAGUUUUCUUUUUGUAUUUUGCUCAAAUAGAAUUUUGGUUUAUGAUUAAUGUCUGUUCAUCUUCCCUGAGCCAUUGUAAUUAUUAGUGAAAUCAUUUUCAAACAUUAAACUAAUUCAACAAAGA